Vanrija pseudolonga is the source of this 1311-nucleotide messenger RNA. It is a transcript of the gene SFC1, whose product is annotated as Succinate/fumarate mitochondrial transporter. The transcript is spliced from 5 exons. Gene Ontology annotation, cellular component: mitochondrion. Bases 185 to 1141 code for a protein of 318 amino acids. The record is from RefSeq and is a predicted model, not a curated record. Gene Ontology annotation, biological process: fumarate transport; succinate transport; transmembrane transport. NCBI's taxonomy places the organism in Eukaryota, Fungi, Basidiomycota, Tremellomycetes, Trichosporonales, Trichosporonaceae. Gene Ontology annotation, molecular function: succinate:fumarate antiporter activity.
CGGUCACGUAGUAAAAACCCAGCCCGUAAACACCCAUCGACGCACUUCUUCCUUCCUCCUUAGCAACACCACUCUUGCACAACAGCACGACAGCUCGACGGCACCGCACAGGCCCUAGACCCGACUCAGCCAGCGCCACACUCAUUCCCACCACCACUACCAACAACUCAGCUAGCUAACGAAAAUGGCCAAGAAGGAGAAGGUCCCUCUCAGCACCCACCUGCUCGCGGGUGGUACCGCGGGUCUGGCGGAAGCGCUUGUCUGCCACCCCCUUGACACGAUCAAGGUCCGCAUGCAGCUCUCCAAGUCGCGCAAGGCCAAGGGCCUCAAGCCCCUCGGCUUCUUCGCGACCGGUCGCCAGAUUGUCGCUCGCGAGACCCCGCUCGGCCUGUACAAGGGUCUCGGCGCCGUCGUCACGGGUAUCGUGCCCAAGAUGGCCAUCCGUUUCGCUUCGUUUGAGCUGUACAAGGGAUGGCUUGCCGAUGCCGAGGGCAAGAUCUCGCCUGGUGCCACCUUUGUGGCUGGUCUUGGUGCCGGUGCGACCGAGGCCGUGCUCGUCGUCAACCCCAUGGAGGUGGUCAAGAUCCGUCUCCAGGCCCAGCAGCACUCGCUCGCUGACCCCGACGCCGUGCCCCGUUACCGCAACGCCGCGCACGCCGCCUACAAGAUUGUCGCCGAGGAGGGUUUCGGCACCCUGUACCGUGGUGUCGCCCUCACUGCUCUUCGCCAGGCCACCAACCAGGGUGUCAACUUCACCGCGUACCAGUACUUCCGCAAGUGGGCCCUCCAGUUCCAGCCCGAGUACGCCGCCAAGGGUGACCUCCCCUCGUACCAGACCAUGGUCCUCGGUCUUGUUUCUGGUGCCAUGGGUCCCUUCUCCAACGCGCCGAUCGACACGAUCAAGACCCGUAUCCAGCGUGCCUCAAAGGUCCCUGGCGAGACUGCCUUCUCGCGCUUCAUGAAGGUCGCCACUGAGAUGUUCAAGAACGAGGGCCCGUCGGCCUUCUACAAGGGUAUCACCCCCCGUGUCCUCCGUGUCGCUCCCGGUCAGGCCAUCGUCUUCACCGUCUACGAGCGCGUCAAGCGCAUCAUUGACAAGGCCAAGACGCAAGCCACCAUCAAGGACGACUACGACUCGUAGUGUGCGCGGCAGUAGCAGCAGCAGCAGCACACAGUUGUAGAGGGUUUCGCCCCGGUGCGAGCGAGCAUCAGCAUUGUCAGCACGGAGCAGAGCGCAGCGGCUGGCGCAGGCGAGGAGAAAAAAGUACCGAGCCAUAGUACAGGGCCUAGCAUGCAUGUUGUACAACAGAG